AAAACCUCGCGAGAGUACGUUAUUUCCAAAAUGGCGGCGAAGACGGCGUUACACUUUGUUCGUUCUGUAACGCGAAGUAAUAACAUCGUAGUGUUCUCUAAGACUGCUUGUUCAUUUUCAAUUAUGGCUAAGAAGUUACUAAGGGAUGUUGGAGUAUCAGAGAUGGUAGUUUAUGAACUUGAGCAACGGGAAGACGGGCAUUUUAUACAGGAUGCCUUAAAAGAGUUAACAGGAAGAGGAACGGUGCCCAAUGUCUUCGUCAAAGGGCAAAGCAUUGGCGGAGGGAUGGAAACAGCUGAAUUAUAUCAAUCUGGCAAAUUAAAACAGUUACUACAAGAUCAUGGGUUGCUUGAUGAAAAUCAGUAACAUGGAGUCUACAAAAUUUGCAUUUUUUUAAAUUGCCAAUGAGUAGUUUGAGUACUGUUGCAUUUACUAUCAUUACUAAUAAAAAUAUGAGACAUGAAUCCCAGAAUGAAGCUGCCAUGCCUGUGUUCUAGAUGAAUUCUGACAUCUAGAGAAAGACAGAUAAAAAGGAAGAAGAACAUUAUGUGUGGCUAAGAGGCUUCAAGAGAAAGAAUAGUCAACAUGUACUGUAAAUAUAAAAUGCAGACUGCCUAGUCCAUUCUUAACAUUUUCGAACCAUAUUUACUUACUUAGAGCCACAAUUUUGGUUUUCGUAGAGCUUAUUUGAUGCUGCAUUCAUUUUUCGGUGUUAUUGAAGGUAACAUGUAUUCGUUAGCCUUUGGUUGUAUCAGUGGAUUCAGCAUGCUUUUAGGUUUUUGUGUUGUCUAUUCAAAUUCAUCUUUUUUUGUUGGUGGUGUUAAAACAAGUAUAUAUGGUUUGAGCCAAAAUACAUACUUAUAAUCCAAUUUUUCAAUUUACAAUUGUUUUCAUAUCAUAUUCAAUUAUCAAAUCUAUAUGUAUUUUAAUACAAAGGAUGUGAGGGAUACAGGGAUCAAACUUUAUUUAUAUAAUUAUAUUGCUUGAUUUGGGUACGUUUCCAUGUUUCGUAAUGUAUAGCUCAGAUUCUCAUGAAUCUAUAAGUUAUUUACACUAUUUUUUACAAUUUUAUUGCAGAUAUUUAUGUAAUAAGGAGUGAAAUUAAAAGGGAAAUUUGUAUCAUGAUGAUUUUAUUGAAAUUUAAAUAAAAAAAACUGUACUCAAA
Messenger RNA from Nematostella vectensis (starlet sea anemone), 1165 nucleotides. Its product is annotated as glutaredoxin-C8. Gene Ontology annotation, molecular function: glutathione disulfide oxidoreductase activity. Bases 31 to 366 code for a protein of 111 amino acids. The record is from RefSeq and is a predicted model, not a curated record. Lineage: Eukaryota; Metazoa; Cnidaria; Anthozoa; Actiniaria; Edwardsiidae. Gene Ontology annotation, biological process: cellular response to oxidative stress. Gene Ontology annotation, cellular component: cytoplasm. The transcript is spliced from 2 exons.